UAUAAACCAUGUUUGCAGAGAAAGAAUUAGAGAGGCAGCCACUGAAGAGAAGAGGGUUUACUCCAGCAGACCAGUUCAAUAUAUCACACUCCUCUGCAAGAAACAGACAGGAAGGCAAAAGGAGCUGACUGGUGGAAGAGACUGUAAAAAGGAAAAACCAUGACUUUGAAUAACGUCACCAUGCGUCGCAGCAGCAGCGCGCUGCACGCACAGCAGCAACGCUGGAGCAUCCCUGCCGAUGGAAGGCACCUGACCGUCCACAAAAACCCCCAUGAGUACAACGUGCGCAAGAGAUACACUAUGAACCCCGAUGAUUAUUACCGAAGGAGUUGGUCAUCAGAGUCUUCCGAUUCAGUCAUUUCCUCCGAGUCCGGAAAUACCUACUACCGGGUGGUAAUGAUUGGGGAGCAUGGAGUGGGGAAAUCUACCUUGGCCAAUAUCUUUGCAGGCGUACAUGACAGCAUGGACAGUGACUGUGAUGUGCUAGGAGAAGAUACAUAUGAACGGACCUUGAUGGUAGAUGGUGAAAGCGCAACCAUUAUACUGCUUGACAUGUGGGAAAAUAAGAGUGAAGAAGAAUGGAUCCAAGAUCACUGCAUGCAAGUAGGAGAUGCAUACUUGAUUGUCUACUCCAUCACAGACCGAGCGAGCUUUGAGAAAGCCUCUGAACUAAGAAUACAGCUCCGCAGGGCACGCCAGACAGAAGAUAUUCCCAUUAUUUUAGUGGGCAACAAAAGCGAUCUCGUCAGGUGCCGUGAAGUCUCUGUGUCAGAGGGCCGCGCUUGUGCUGUUGUGUUUGACUGUAAGUUCAUCGAGACCUCCGCAGCUGUCCAGCACAACGUGAAGGAACUAUUUGAAGGAAUUGUGCGGCAGGUCCGGCUAAGAAGGGACAGCAAGGAAAAGAACGAGAGGAGGCUGGCAUAUCAGAAGAGGAGAGAGAGCAUUCCUAAGAAAGCCAGGCGGUUCUGGGGCAAAAUAGUUGCCAAGAACAACAAGAAUAUGGCCUUCAAACUUAAGUCCAAGUCUUGCCAUGACCUAUCAGUACUUUAAGAAGGUUGGAUUAUGACAGAUGUUCUCUUCUGUGGACAUUAUUUAACUACAAUGUGAACAAUAAUCAAUCUAUAUUAGAUUGGACUACAAGAAAAACAUUUUUUACUUGGAUUCACAGUUGUGAUGGUGACAAAAUGUGCUGGUAAUAAGCACAGCACAAUGCAUGGAAAACAAAAGCCUUUCUUAAUAUUUUUCAGUAGUUUUUAAAAAAGCUUUCUCUUAUACACCAGAACAUCCUAAAGUUAAGCAGGGUGUGUUUUUAAAUUUACUUCUUGUUUCUCUUGUUGCCUUUAGAUAAUAGUGUAAGAACCUAAACAUUCAUGAUCUGGUGAAUGAAUUGCACCUUCUCAUUAUUAUUUUUGGAAAAAUGUACAGAGAAAUGAUGAACUCACUGGGAACUGAUCCUUUGCCAAAUAGUUGGUCUGAUUUUCUUAAGCACCCAAAAUCUGCAUUUCUCUAGAAUAGUCACUGUCUUGUUUCCAGGGCUAACACCCAUGAACAUAUACAUCUCUUACUUUUGAAAAUGUAAUAUUUAAUGGAAAAAAUAUUUCUAGCCAAACGAUAUUUCCCCUCUGACUUUCAUACUGUAGGACUGUCAACAAAAACAAAAAAAUCAGAUUAAAAUGCAAAAUGCAUCAUGUGAGAGAUGCCAAAUUGUAAAACCACCUGAUCUUUUAUAAGAAACCACAUGGACUUUUUAUACCCAGAUUUGUGUAUGAAGGAGCUGUGCUAUAUUUAUUUCAUUGCAAAGCAAUAAGCAUUUUUAGUAUUGGGGGUGAAAAUGUAUUUAUUGUCAGGUUUCUCAAGAAAAACACUUUAAUACUGUUUUCUAGCUAAUAUCUUUUUCAGAUUAUGCAAGUUUUUAUUUACAUGCCUUGUAAUAAAACAAACAAAAUAUUUA
Mauremys reevesii (Reeves's turtle) is the source of this 1951-nucleotide messenger RNA. RefSeq names its product GTP binding protein overexpressed in skeletal muscle (gene GEM). The record is from RefSeq and is a predicted model, not a curated record. Gene Ontology annotation, biological process: negative regulation of high voltage-gated calcium channel activity. Bases 160 to 1050 code for a protein of 296 amino acids. The transcript is spliced from 5 exons. NCBI's taxonomy places the organism in Eukaryota, Metazoa, Chordata, Testudines, Geoemydidae. Gene Ontology annotation, cellular component: plasma membrane. Gene Ontology annotation, molecular function: calcium channel regulator activity; GTP binding; GTPase activity.